AUGGCUUUGUUGCUUGGAAACGUCAUCAUCGCCGACUUCUUCCGGUUCACGCUCCACAAUAUCAAAAGGUAACCGGCCAGGGUGAAGGUCAUCGAAAUGACUUUGAUAAACAAAUUAUUGAAUUUUUUUUUACCUAAUCAGACAUUGUAGUAUUAAUAAGGGAAGUAAAAAUAGUUAAGCUAGAGUCUAGAGUUUUUGAUGAUUUGCUGAUAUACUCAGAAGUGAUAAAAAGUUGUAUAUGAAUUCAUUUGGUUUAAAAAAAAAUUGACAUUUCAAAUAUUUACUUUUAAAGAUUUGAAAAUUACACAAAGAAAAUAUCUCCGCACCUUUACUCGGACUUUGCGCUCAAAAAGUGUCGAGUAGAGCAAAAUGGCGCCUCCGCUCGCCAGCCCGGUUAGCUCAGUCGGUAGAGCACCAGACUCUUAAUCUGGCUGUCGCGGGUUCGAGCCCCGCAUCGGGCUUGAAACACUUUUUUGCGUUUAUCAGAUAUGGAAUAUUGGGAAUGCAGCCAAGCAAUUUAGCCAUGGGAUAGAAAUGAACCUUAAAGUCACGUGGAAUCAACUACGUGUCGACAACGUCUUGAAAUAAUCAUUUUUCAUUUUUGUCAUUUUUAAAUUUCCUCGCAAGUUUUUGUUGGCAACCUACUCUUACAGAAAAUUCACUCAAACGGAUUAAAAAGGUACGUUUUCUAACUGAGAAGAUGUAUUUAGGCGAAAAAAUGUUUUUUUUUUUGUUAUUUACUUAGGGAUAAUUUGCGCAUAAGUAGUGUGUAGUACAGCAAAGUUGCGGCUUCGGUCACCGACCCGGUUAGCUCAGUCGGUAGAGCACCAGACUCUUAAUCUGGCUGUCGCGGGUUCGAGCCCCGCAUCGGGCUUGAAACACUUUUUUUGCGCUUUUAUUUCAAAUGCUUGUUCUUUUUAUUGAAUUAGGUUUUUGCAUUUGAACUGGAGCAUUUAUUGUUUAGUUUGACUUUUUUUUUCUGACCAGGUAUAGUUAGAAUUCAAAUUUCUCUACAGGGAGUCUGAAAAAGGAAGUUUUAAAGAUUUGCUCUAUUCAAUUAUUUGAUCUUGAUCGGUUGUCUAGAAAUUCUCCUUUUGUUGUUGAGUUCCUAUUUUUUGAUGGAAAAUGGAAAGUAAAACUGAUUCAGAUAAUGUUUUUGAUCUACGUUUUGCAACGAUGUCAUUUUAGGCCUUUUUUUAUAAAGUUCGAUCAAAAUUCUUUUUUUUUUCCCCCACUGGAAAGAGUUUGAAACCGCAGCAAAAGUUUUAUGGCAAUCAAAUUGGACCCAUCGGAGUGCAAAUCGUACAGAUUUGCCCCCUUUUUUGUUGGGUUUUUUGGCGCGAUUUUCUGCACGUGCGUCAUAAUGUUUCACCCACACAUGCUCUCUUAACAGCCUCCGUGAAGCCUUUUUAUCUUCUUUUCUUUCAAGAAUUGUUUCAUUUCUACGUUCUCCGAUUGAUAGAUCAAAAGAAAAGGGCUCGUCCUCAUUUUAUGUUUUUGUUCAAAAAAAAAGUUUUUUCCGUCCGUGAUGUUGCUUGGAAACCUUUGCCGUUUCGUUUUUCACGUUCCUAUUGAUUCGAAAAUACAUAAUUUUCCGCUUUUAAUGGAACAAUUAGUUUAAUUGGUCAGGUGUGAGAAGCUGUUCAAAUAUUGGCGUAUUUGCAAAUUUUUCACGUUUUUUUAAACUGAUAUGCGGUUUUGGAUAUAUUUUGAUUUUUUUUGGACGAUUUUCCAGAAUUUUUCCAUUUUAGUUCAAUUUUCCAACUCCUUGGGACAAAUUUCGCGAUUUUUCUGCAAAUUUCAGUCCAUUUUCGAUUUUUUGUGAGAUUUCAGGGGAAAUUUGUGGAUUUUACUGCCUUCCCGGGGGUCAAAAAAUCGAUAUUAUCUUUGAAUUUAUUUUUCAAAAUCCUAAUGAGCAGAUUUUUGGGUCAAAUUUGAAUUUACAGGGUACUUUUUCCUACGUGAAUGGCAAGGAAUGAGGAGGCAAAAAUUGAUCGCUUUCCGCCUUCUUCUGAUCGUCACAACCGCCGUUUUCGUCAUCAUAUUGACCAAUUCCAGCUUUGAUACGCAGUUUUUUGGGUUUAUUUUUGCUCCUUUUCUUUUCUGUGACUUCAUGGAAACAGUAUAUUUCAGAACUGAACAAAAAGAAGUGAAAAAACCGGCUUUCCCCAUCGUUUUCUAUCACCGAGCUUACUUGGACUACAGGUUUGUUAAUAUAUGUCGAAUAUUAAAUAGCGACGUCACUAUUAUGUUCAUGAAGUCACUUUAAGAUAAAAUUGACGUCACUUUUAUUUUUAUGACGUCACUUUCGGAGAAAUUUGACGUCACUAUCAACUCAAAUGUAUCUACUAGAAUUUUUUAUAAUCGGCCAUUUUUCCAGUAGAACUUAUUUUUUCAGAUUUUCCGCUUAAUGACGCAAUUUUUUCAGAAUAAAAAAAUCAGAAGUAUAAAGAUGCUUCGAAAUAUAUUGUUUUUGAAUUUUAGAGCAUUUUUUUGCUGCUACUCGGACGCGAAUCGGACGUGUCGGGGCAUUUCUAGUGACCACUUUAGUAGCGCCAGACCUCUCAAGUGAUCCCUAGAAUUGCUCAGAAACGUAUGAUUUUUCUUACCUAGGUCCGAGCAACCAUUCCGAAUGACGCCAAUUUUUAUCAUUUUUGACCUGAAGAUGACGUUACUACGACUUCAGAUACGAGACGCCGAGGUUGCGAAUAUUCUCCGUCAAUCCAUGCGUCCCGUCGAACUUCUCCCUUCAAGUGAUUCUGAUGUCAUCGAAGGGCCAAAAAAGGGUCGAAGUCGUGCCGAGACCCGUCGAGAAGGCGUGCCCCUGGGUCUGGGCUCCCGGCUGCUUCUACAACUCGUUCAUCUUCGAAGCAGAAGUCCCUAGAGUGGCUGCUUUGAGGAAUAACUUUAACAUGGUUAGUGACAGCAUUUUGAGUGACGGGGGAGGAGUUGGGCGUGGUCUGUUGGAGCUGGAAAUAGAAGCAAAGAAAGGUUAAGGGGGCACUUGAGGGAUCUUUUUGAACAUUAAGCGGUUUUUAAAAUGUUCAACAAAGUGACCACUUGAGAGGACAAGGAUUCGUGUGGUGCCUUCUUGAGAGGUCACUUCAAAUUUUAUAAUUAUUCCGUCGAAUUUGAAUUUUUCAUUUUGAAGCUCUGAAGAAAACUGUAGUGCUAACCUUUGCAAGAAAUAUCACCUCUUAAGGGAACACUUGAGCCCCAUUUUACUCUGAAAGUGGCCACUUGAGAGGAGAAUAAUUCUUGUGGUACUUUCUUAAGACGUCACUGCAAAUUUUAUAAUUGAUCUGUCGAAUUUGAAUCUAUACUUUUAAAGCUCUGAAGAAAACUGCAGUGAUAACUAAAAUAUUGCCUCUUAAGUGAACACUUGAAUUUCUCCAGGAGCCCUUUUUGAUCAUUUUUGUGUAGAAUAUUGGCGUAAACCACUUGAGGGCUUUGAAUUUAAGGUUCUUAAGUAUCCACUUUAUAAUCCCCUCAAAGUGCCCACUUGAGAGGACAAGGAUUCGUGUGGUGCCUUCUUAAGAGGUCACUUGAACUUCUUUAAUCAAUCCGUCGACUUUGAAUGUUUCAUUUUGAAGCUCUGAAGAAAAAUGCAGGGCAAAUUUGAGUUUUGCAAAGAUUAUCACCUCUCAAGGGAACACUUAAAUUUACCUAGGUCCUAGGAGCCUUUUUUGAUCACUUUUUGUGUAGAACAUUGGCGUAAACCACUUGAGGGCUUUGAUUUUACGGUUCAAGUCACCAAAGUUGCCACUUGAAAGGACAAGAAUCCUUGUGUUACCUUCUUAAGAGGUCGCUUCAAGUUUUACAAUGAAGCAGUCCAAUCUGGCAUGCUUCCUAGUGCCUUAUCACUACUUCAAAAAAAUGAAAAAACCCUAAAGUUGAAUUUUUUUUGUGUGGUUUCCAGGCCGUUCUCCUACUCCCAGAUGACCGGGAAAUCGAACUGAGCGUCGAACCUGUUAGGAAUGUAGCCAAAAAAGGACUCACCGUCUGUGUGGAACCGGUCUAUUGGUACUCGGAGCACCACACAAUCAUCCUCUUCAUCGAAACCUGGAAACUGCAAGGCGCCACGCAUUUCAUCGUUUAUUAUCACUCGGCGAAUGAAGCGGUCGGAGCUGUGCUCGACUUUUACCUCAAACAGGUUCGGGAAUCAAGAAAUUAAAAAUGGAUUCCUUGAUUUACUUGGAAAAUUUUUUGUGGCCACUAUGAAGGCUCGCCAAGGACUACUUGGAGAAGAAACUAAAGUGGCCACUAAACCCACUUCUAUAGUGGCUACUAUUUUCCGUUUUAGUGGCCACUUCAGUAGUUUUUCAUCCAUUAAUUCUUCCAGUAACUCUGAUUAUUUUCAAACAAACAGAUUGGACCAGUUAUGUUGAUCCAUUGACCCCUAAAGUGACCACUAAAAUUUUUAGUGCUCUACUUAGACCUCUAUAGUGGCCACUUAUUUUUAACCCCUUAAGUGGCCACUUCUUUGACUACUAUAGCGGCCACUAAAACGUCGAAACCCUAUAGUGGAAACUAAAAAUGUUCCCAGUAAGAAUUUCAAGAAGAUUUAUGAGCCUGUGAGGAGCUUUUUGAGUCAUAGGUAGUAGCAUUUUUUUCAAGAUUGUUGGAUUAAUUUCUGGUCUCAAUCGAAAUCUUUGGUUCAGAAGAAGGCUACUAGACUUUUCAGUGAAGAUAGAGAGUCCUAGACUCGCAAUUUUCUUAUUAAGAUUUUUUUUUUAAAUGUUAGGAAGGUAUCUAAUACACUUUCUCUGCGAAUUUCGAAAAUCCUCUGGUUUAAUAAUUUCAAGUUUGUUCCCGAAGCUUGGUACUGAGGUCACAGAUAUCAGACCGCCUUCUUAACUUAAAGCGCCGGGUUUUAAUAGGCUCCGCCCACUUAUAGGGUCAUGGUAGAGGAAAGACGACUAUAAGAAUUUUUCUUGUUGGAGCAAGUCGGUUCAAACAAGUAUCAACGUAGAGAGGUAACAGGCCGCCUUCUUAACUUGAAGCGCCGGGUUUUAAUGAGCUCCGCCCACUUUCAGGGUCAUGGUAGAGAAAAUACCGUAAAAAGACAACUUUUUUAAGGGUGGAGCAAGUUGUUUCAAACAAGUUUUGACGCAGAGAAAACGGCCUUUUGAUCAUUUUUUGUGUUGGAAGAUACCCCGAAAUGUCUUCUUACAAUAUAAAAAAUGUUGAAGAAACUUGAAAAUGACGAGUUUAUCCAACUUUUGAGCUUUAGUAGGUCAAGAAUCAUGAUGAGCAUGAAGUUUUCUCUCUUAUUCUACGAAUGAUGUUAUCAUGUGAUUAUUGAGAAAAUAACCACCAGCUUCAGUUUUGGGUUUUCCGACUUGAAAUUGACCGAAUCUUUUUUUUCUGUGACAAUACCAGGCUCUAGAAACGAGUUUGAAACUUUCAGUUCGUAAAUUUUUACGGAGAAAGCGUGUUAAGAGCUUUAAAUGUGCUUAUAAGGCUCAGAAAAUUAUAUAUUUUGGCUCAAAAACGACUUCAAAAAUCGAUUUUUACGAGAAUUUUCUGACUUUAUUUUUAUAAAAUUUGAAAAUCUGUUGCCUAUUUGAGAAAUACUAACGUUUUUUAUCUAAUCAUUUUUUUUUGUUGGUAAAGUUCAAUUUCACAGGGUAUCCUGACGAUAAUGCAAUGGCCGGAACUGCCCAAACUAAAUAUUCCGGGACCUCAGCCAAAAUUUUCCACGUAUCGAUUGGCCCACAAUUUGGCAAUCAACUUGUGUCUGAUGGAGAUCAAGACGGACCUCGGCACGUUUGUCGACUUCGACGAAGUUUUGCUGGCGAAGUUUGACCUUGAAUGAUUUGGACAAUUAUAAAAAGGAGCUGGAGGAGUUUUUGGGACUGGAAAGUUUCAAUAAAUCGAAUUAAUUUUUCCCGAACCUCGGCAAUGAAAACCGGACGCGCCCCGGACGUUCCUGAGCAUUUCAGGGGUAACUUUAGCGGUUACUUAAGUGGCCACUUCAAGGGCUCAGAAGGGAUCCCGGUAAUGCAAACCGGACGUGCCCCGGACGUUUCUGAGCAGUUUUUAGGAUAAUUUUAGCAUCCUCCGGCUCUUAAGUGGUCACUAAAAGGGCUCAGAAAUCCUAUUAGGAUCCCGGUAAUGCAAAUCGGACCCGUCCUCGGCGUUCCUGAGCAUUUUAAGGGCAACUUUAGUGGCUUCUUAAGUGGUCCCUUGAAGGGUUCAGAAAAAUGCGCGUCCGGUUUCCGUUACAGAGAAUUAGGGCAAAAUAGGUAGGUUUAAUCUUUGAGGAAUAAACUUUCAACUUAAGGGGGCGUUUCUGAGAAUCACUUAAGAGUACUGACGCCACUUAAGGGAUCCCUAGAAAUGCUCAUAACGUCCGGUUUGCAUUUCAAAUGUUUUUAUGUUCUUGAAGCACAUGGAAAAAGAAAAAAAGGUCUUUUUGGAUUUUUUUUUUUUCAAAAUCUCGGUCUUAUUUUUCAAUUUUACCCGACACUUCGAGUAAAAAUCAAUUUCCUUUCGAAAUAAUUUUCCUAGAUUUUUCCAGAAACACGACAAUUUACAACUUUGCUCGGAUACAAUUUACGGACAUCUCUCUUGGAUCGAUAAAUUUUGCUCAUAUUGGCGCGAAAUUCAAAUCGGAACUUCUGAAAACAAAAUCGGAUAAAGCGAUAAUGGACUUUAACGUCGUUAAAAACCCGAUUUUCUUGGAUCUAACCGGAUUGGGAAAGGUAAAGAUUAUUAUUGGACGCAAAUGGAAUGGCUGAACGCCUCGCGGCUGCGAAGCGGUCUUUGCGCCUGACUCAAAACGACUUGGGCUCUGGGGCAUAGAAUAAUAAUAGAAAAAAGCAACCUUCAGUUCAACAAAGGUUUUUUUUAUUUUUUCAAAUUGAGCCAUUCCAAAUGCGACCGCAGCAUCCCAAGAUCGCGAUUACUGAAUGAUGAAAUUUCAGUACAUUUUCAAAAGAAACUUUGUCGAUGUCGUCCUCACCCACAUGGUGUCUUCGUACAUCGGCGACAAAACGACAAAAAAUGUCCGUCUUUUAAAGGUUUCCAGACGGAUAUCGAUUUUUCCAGAUUGAAAAAACUGACGCCGCUCGUGUACAUUAUCGUUACAACAAUGAUAAUGUCAAUGCGACGGUUGUAGGUUUGGAUUUUCUGUUUUUCCCGCCAACGGCUAACCUCACUGACGUCAUCAAGAAGGUGACGUCAUCAUCCUGAUAGCUCUCAUCUCAGUUUUUUGUAGGGUUCGAAAAUUUUCCCGUCUGGAAUUCCGAAAUACAACCCAGCGGCCAGGAUAGCGCUGGGCAAAUGCUUGAAGAAUUGGUUUAUUUUUUUUUCUUGAAAAUAGUUGUGAAGUGUUAGAAAAACCUAGACAAACGUGUAGAUCUUCAACAGGCUCAAAUUGAGGAGCUUUUGCGCUCUAUGGCAAAAAUGACCAAUUUUAACGCGGUGAGGCACUAUUUUACGACAUUUAUGUUGCUCAACAACAUAUUUACAGUUAGAAAAACGAAAAACGAAAGCCGAUUUUUGAUUUUAAUUGCGCUUUAUCGAUAAUUUUGUGUGCUUUUGAUAUUUCAGACUGAUUUUGCUUUUUUUUUUUCUAUCAUUGAAUUUUCUGCGCUCCAUGGAGAAUGAAAACCGAGCCGAAUUUUUUUUCUCCAAAAAUUUGUAGGAAUUCCAGAGUAGCCCCAAUAGGAGUUAGGGCUGAAAAAGAAAUCCUAUUGGGGCCGAAAAAGUGGUCCCUGUAGGGGUUUAAUCAAGGUGGUACCUAUAUUAGUUUAGGGUCGGACUCCUGAACCCCUAAAGCUCAAGUGGACCCUCUAGGGGUCUUUCAAUUUCAUUAUAAAAACUUAUUUGUUCAGUUUUUCCCAUGGACAUGCUUCUUCGCUUAGAGUUCAUAACAAUUAUUGACUAGCCUGUCCCCUAUAGGGACCAAUUUUGUAAGAUUUAGUGGCCCCUAUAGGGGUUGGCAAAGUGGUCCCUGAAGGCUACCCUCCAAGAGCCUCUGAGGUUGUCCCUAUAGGGACCACUCUGGAGAUUUAAAAAAAGCCGAAAAUGAUGGAGAGUGUUUGAAAUCACAACAUAGCCUUUGAUUUUGCAUUGUUGAAGCUUGAAUAUUUUCCAUUUUUUCCAGGAAAGUCGAAACGAAUCAGUGCAAAACGCCGACGACGACGUGUGCAGUGGAGCUCUGGCCCUUGGAAAAUUGGCUCGAAACUCAAACCCCUCAUAUUUUUUUAUUGUCUAACGGGUUUUUUUUUUUGAUUUAUUGCUCAUGCUUUAAAAAAACUAUAAUGAAACAUCUUGGUUCGAUGUUUUUUUUUGUUUGAGUUUCAAAAACUUGAAAUAUUUUUAUAUUCUCUUUUCAAACUUUUUCCUUUUUUUUCUGCUUCCCUGACAAGUUUUUAACAACAACGAAAAAAGGGACAAUGAACUUCGUCAGUAGGAAACGGAACGUGAAGCCGCUCCGCUUCAUUUCAAAGUUUUCGUGAUUUAAAAGAGGUAACUUUUUUUCAUUCCUAGGAGAGUUUGUGUUGAAAAUUAUUGAGAAUCGGCUUUUUUAAUGUGAAAUUUUCAAGUUUUUGGUAGGACCUUUCAUUAAGAAUCAUAGCUGACCCACGGCUGGCUUGAGCCUUUAAAAAAAGGGUCGUGACACGAUAAGAAACGAGACAGUGUCUGGUUGGUGGAGAGCGCAGGCAGGCCACGCCCCCCUUUGCAUCUCAAGCUAUCGGCUUCGACUAUUUUAGAAUCAAGAUCCAGAACUUUUUUUGUGAAAGUUUGGAAAAAAACGGACGAAUUUUUUUAAUAAUCGGCUUUAAAAAAAGCUCGAAAAAAAGAGUUAAUUUUUCCAUAAUUUUUUCAAAUUUAAGAGUUCAGAUGAUGGAAAAAAUUCAAAUUUUAUUGAAAAAAAUUUCUUUUUCAAGUUUGUUUUACUUCUAACAGUCACACUGAAUCAGGCUCUUUAUUGAAAGAAUCCAAUUUUUUCACUAAAAAAAAGUUCAUAGCACCUCGAAGUGCUGCUGAAAAAUGGCCUUUUAUUCCGAAUUUUUUUAAUUAGAGAAUUUUUUUCUCCUGGGAGGGGUACUGUAGAAAAAUCGCCAAGAACUCGGAAAUUCCGAGUUUCCUGCUUCAUAAUGAAGUAAAAAUUUGAGAUUCCUGUUCAAUUAUGUUGUUCUUUUCCUCAGUAUGGUUGUAGUCUGCUCUCAUUUCAAAUGUCAAGCAGCAAACUCCGCCCCAAAAAACCCUCUGUGGAUGGCUCACUCUCUGAUUGGUUUGAUCAUAAGGGCCGGAGUUUGAGCGAGGAGUUGACAUUGAAAAUCUGAACGCAUUCGAAUUCCUAGAAGUUUUUGGGAUACUUAAAGGCAAAUAUGUUCAUUCUGUAAACUUUCUGUUUAGCUGUUAACGCUUCUCAACGCAAUUUUAAGGCGAAAUGAGUCGAUAAUCUCGUAGAACUUGAUAAAUGACGUCAAAAUUCAGAUGACGGGCGCCGCUGCGAAGAAAUCAGCCGAGAAAAAAUCAGCCGAGAAAAAAUCAGCCGAGAAAAAAUCAGCCGAGAAAAAUUCAGCCGAGAAAAAAUCAGCCGAGAAAAAAUCAGCCGGAUCGAAAGAGGCUGAUAAGUUCCCAGUAGCUCAACUGGGACCCCUGGGACCAGGAUACGAGAAUCUGACGCUAUCCGCUCAGUUGGCCGCGAAAAGAACCGGCAGUGGCACACCUAGUUCAAGAGAGCCGGACAAAAAAACCGCAUCAAAGGAGUUUGUUCUUGAUUUUCUCUUGACGGAAGAGACUAUUCUAGCUUAUCACAAUUUUUUUUUCUCCGACAGAACCCCAUUCUUCGAUACACGAUAUCUUUCUUUGCGCAUGCGCCUUUAAAAUAAGGAUAAUUUAAAGGCGAAUGCAGAAGGAAGAGAAGCUUCGCGGAAGAGUUACGUAGCUUGGAUGUUUGCCCAUUGAAAAAAAAAUUGUUAUAGCCUAUCCCGAGCCACAGAACUCCAUUCUUCGAUACACGAUACCUGUAUUUGUGCGUGCGCCUUUAAAAUAAAGUUAAUUUAAAGGCGCAUACAGAGGGACAGGUCGCGCGCAUCGAAGGGAAGCUUCCCGGAAGAGUUCUGUAGUUUGGAUUUUUGAAAAAAAAUAUGGUCGUGCGUUAUUAGCAAAGGAAAAAUUUUUAAACAGUAUUAAAUUUGUUUUUCUUUCAUCUCUAUUUGUCUGUAGUUCACUCGUGGAAAAGGUAAUCAUUUUCAGCUUCUCACGAAAAAAAUUAGUUAAAAAUCAUGGAUUCUCUCACUUUUAAGUCACACUAUUACGCGUCAAGAUUAAAUAAACUCUCAAGUAAGGUGAAUGUGGAAAAAAAAACAAAUUUACCGAGAAAUUUCCGAUUUCUUUGCUCAUUUCUUCAACAAUAAACAAUGGCCGAACCUAGCUCCAUCGAGUCAAAGGAAAAAAAGAUGUCAGCAUCCGCAGAUCCGACGAAUUUGAAAAAUGCGCCGCCAGGAAACGUGGUAAGAGUUUGGUUUUCUCUGUAAUGCAGCAUUGUACAGAAAAAUAACUUUAUAAUUCCAUUUCAUUUCAUCAUAAAUGUAUUUUGUCAUUCAAGAGAGUCGACGCGUUUAUUGCCUUGUAACCCAAACCAAAAACCCAGUAGGAAUGCAACAAGAAUCAAGGGGCGGCGAUACAGAUAAAGAAUUUGACGAUUGAAUGUACGGUAGAUCAUCAUUUGCAUGUAGUCGCAUAGGAGCGCCGCUUGUCGUAGUUCGGAGUGUUGCAGAAGUAAGUGAGCCUCGUGUUGUCGGUCAACUUAAACUGCGCGUGCGGCCUCCGCUUCGGCUGACCUUCUUUCACGCGACUCCAGAUGCGUAGGCUCGCUGAUCUAAAAACAUUUUUUCGAGUGCCUAGGGGGACUGUGAGUGUUGAGGUAUUGUUUCCCAAGCUUUCUAUUAAGGGCUUUAUGUAACUUUUACUCAGUCUACAGGUUCUCUUCUGAACCAUGAAAUAGUUGAAGACAUGUUUGUCCGUUUGCGAAUCUGUUGUUGAUCAAGCGUAAAGCAUCAGGCCUCUCUUGUGAUAGUAGUCGACGGUUUUCGGCGUUUUCGACGAUCCAUUCCUCUCCAUGUAGGAACAGUACGGCGCCCAGCUUGUUCAGGUCUGACGGGCGCCGGAUUUAAUCUCAGAAGAGAGCGGAAAAGGGCUUAUGUAUUGGAAAGAAGCUGUUUCCGCCGGGGUGACCUUUUUGAAGUCUUCACUUACAAAUUCUAUUUUAAGAAUUUUGACUAUCGCUGAAACUGGUGCGGUGGGGUCGACGGUGUUUUUGCCAGUGGUAGAGAGGGAGUAUGAGGGUGGGAGGGUGGGACAUACUCCCGAUUAGGCAAAAACGAUCGGAAUGAUGAGAAAAAUGUAAAAAGCGCUCUUUGCCUUCGCCGAGGUUACUGUAUGCGCAAUUUGGCUGUGUGCAACGGUGCAAUAUCGCGUCGCCCUCUCUUUUCUUACAAAAUGAAAUUUAUAAUUCCAUUUCAUUUCAUCAUAAAUGUAUUUUGUCAUUCAAGAGAGUCGACGCGUUUAUUCGGAACCACAAAGAGGGAGCACUGAUUCCUUAACUUGGAUUUUUUUUGUGUAGGGAUCCAACUGUAGUUCGAAUUUCCUGUUGAAUUCGGGUCAAAAACGCUAUACGACAACUAAGCAGGGUAUUUCAACAACUACUAACUUGCUCUGUCUAAUAUUUUGAAAGUGAGCAUUGACUUGAUCACGCCAGUCUAAGCUCACAAAAAUCUGAGCGGGAUCUAACGAAGAAUAGAUGCUUUUCUGAAAUUCAGCCUCCGGUUUUGAACAGCGACUAACUUGGACCAUAAGCGUUUAAUUCAGCCUCUGGAUUUGAACGGUUUUUUUUUUUGAAAGGAAUCGCGUACAAACUGAAAACUAACUUCGAUCAUAAGCUUAGCUUGUCAAAUAGAGAAUGAUGGAAACACGCUCGAUUGGUACGGCUUCGAAAUGAUGAGGGAAAAAUGAAAUUAGGUAACCCCAUUAACCUCUUUAGAGUUUAAACACUCGGAACUUCCAGUGUCACUGGCUUCUCUUUCAAACUGGGAAUUUCGGCGUCCAGAAUCACGGCUCAAAAACUAACAAACGGAAUUUGGGAUGAAAGUAUCUUCCAUUCUUUCCAGUCCUAAUUCAACGUAAAGCAACGUCAACGCCUUAUACAUAGCAUGCUCUAACUCACACAGGGACAAAUCUUUCAAACGACGAGAGAUGGUAGGCGGGGGACAGGUGUAUAUCGUUACGCUUCCAUCAAGGGAAAAUGGACUGCUUCUGAUCUGACUUUACGUUUAUUGACCCUUCGCCUUAGAACUGUGAUUUAAACCUGAGAGAGAAUCCUCAUCACAAUAAUUUCUCUCCAUUCUGAUGGGGCUUCAGCAGGAAAAAUGACACAGGGAUGAGGAAGGUUUUCUGAGGGUAAGUACUUUCUAACACAAACGUGGCCGCAAUGUGUUUCGUGAAACUUUUUAAACAGCUCAAUGGCAGGAUGAGGGACUGACUCCGGGGUCUUAAGACUCUUGUCCAGAGUUCUCUCUGAUCACUUCGCUUUUCAAAGCUUUUUUUUUUCAUACGUUACCAGAUUAGUCUUUCAGUGUUCUGUUCCGGGAAGAGGUCAUGGAAGGGCCAACAGGUUAUCCAACUUUAUCCAAAGUUUUCCGAGGGUUUGUAGCCAGGAGGUCUCUAUGCUUGUAAAAUUCUUUGGGCUUUUGUAAAAUCAAAAUGUGAGCGUUUUGAAGUGGCAAACAAGGGAACGUUCUGAAAACGUCCUUACUCAAGGGACAUCAUCGUGGGGACUUCAUGUCACGCAUUUGCCGGCACGGAUAAGAGAAACAUGGUUUCUGGGAGAGGGAAAGACUUGAGAAGCCUGGACUAAUUGGUAAAUGUUUAUUAAGGUUCUUAUUACAGGGCCACCUGAGGAGAGAGAGAGAGAGUGAUAAGGGUAAGAGGGCGUAUUGGGCUGGGAUGGAACUUUUGUUAAACUUGUCUAUCGCCAUAAACAAAAAUCUGAAAAAAAUUCAAACAUUCGAGACUUUUGAUUUAAAAAAAGCUAGAAAAAGUGGAAAGAGGUGGAAAUUGAAGGGCAAGACGACACGGAAUAUUAACGAACCGAAACUAUAGAUAACUUUGACUUACCGAGGUUUUUGAAACCAGCUUUCGCCUCUGGUCGUCUCUAGAACAGCCAUCCACGCUCUUUCGCGUCUUCGCGCUUUACCCGGAAUCUCAUGAAGCACGCCGCCUCGAGGUAAAAAACAAAAAACAUCAAAAAUUUACUCCCGAUUAGGCAAAAACGAUCGGAAUGAUGAGAAAAUGUAAAAAGCGCUCUUUGCCUUCGCCGAGGUUACUAUAUGCGCAAUUUGGCUGUGUGCAACGGUGCAAUAUCGCGUCGCCCUCUCUUUUCUUACAAAAUGAAAUGAAUGUCUAACAUGGAAAGAAGAAUGAUAUUAAUAUAAGAGUACUGUAGGCGAGGCUCUGCAUGCACACACCGCCCGUGACGGACCAAACGCAUUUUCGAAUAAUUUUUUUUUUUCCAAUUUUUUCUUAGUUUCUACAUCGAUUCUUAUUGGAAUAUGUAUAUUUUCCUAUUUGGCAAGCUUGUGUGGAGAGCUGAACUAGUUUUUCAUGCAUUUAUAGACCUAUUCGCGCAGAAAAACAUAAAUUUUGAAGUAGAAGAAUUUUUUUGUAUUUUACCUGUUUUUCUUUUUUUUUUUUCAUAUUCACUAAAUUCAUUCAUUCACAUGAUACUUUUUAACGUUUUAGUCAUAGCUGUGGUAGCUGAGACACGCUUAAUUUCUCUGAAACGGAGCGGAAAUCCAGAAAAAAAAGUCUUUUUUUCAAAUUGUCACCAAUAAAUGAUUAAUUUUAGAUUUUUUACGCUUUCUUUUUCUCUUUAGCAUUGAUUUGAAUGAAUUUUUCAGUGUUUACCGGUACCCGAAGAUGAACCAGCAGAUGUGCUUAAUAUCGUCGAUUGGUCCUUGGCCGGCGCCUCCGGAGGCCUCGCCGCGGUGGUUCUCGUUACACUGAUCUUCAUGGAAGUCUCUAUUCUUGGUAUCAUGAAGGUGAUUUUUUUGACUCUGUAUGAUUCGAUUACUUUUUCUUUUUAAUUUUUUUAUUCUAUGAACAAAUGAAAAAAAUAUAUUUAUUUUCAGAUAGGCUUCAUCAACAGAAAUCUCGGCACACCAUGA
This is a messenger RNA of Caenorhabditis auriculariae, 14186 nucleotides long. The record is from the annotation of a GenBank genome assembly. Lineage: Eukaryota; Metazoa; Nematoda; Chromadorea; Rhabditida; Rhabditidae.